Messenger RNA from Lotus japonicus, 3664 nucleotides. RefSeq lists its product as uncharacterized. The coding region runs from base 241 to 1317 and encodes 358 amino acids. The record is from RefSeq and is a predicted model, not a curated record. Lineage: Eukaryota; Viridiplantae; Streptophyta; Magnoliopsida; Fabales; Fabaceae. Gene Ontology annotation, molecular function: ubiquitin binding. Gene Ontology annotation, biological process: protein deubiquitination; double-strand break repair via homologous recombination. The transcript is spliced from 9 exons.
UAGUUUUCUCUUUUGUAACACCUUUGAACUGCAGUAAAUAUUCCACUGAAAGUACCGCCUCUCUGCAUCUUGCUAACCUUUUUGAAUAUUAAUUAUAUAUUUUUUAUGUCUGAGGACUUGUGUUUGUUUGGAGCUAAUAAUUUAAUUUAGUAUAGCACCUUUUCAUCAUUUUUAAUUUACUCCUGGAUAUGCUAUUCAUGCUAUGUGAUUUAUCUUUUAUGAACUGUCGCAGUUUUGGCAAUGCACCGCGUGGGUAGUGCAGGGAACACAAACAGUUCAACUCACCCGCGUAAGGAGAAGAGAUUAACAUAUGUGUUGAAUGAUUCUGAUGACACAAAGCAUUGCGCAGGCAUAAAUUGUUUGGCCGUACUUAAGUCUGCAGUAUCUGAUGGGUCUGAUUAUCUCUUCACUGGGAGCCGUGAUGGCAGGCUAAAACGGUGGGCACUAGGUGAGGAUGCAGCAACAUGCUCUGCUACCUUUGAAGCUCAUGUGGACUGGGUUAAUGAUGCAGUUCUUGUGGGUGAUAGUACCCUUGUUUCUUGUUCGUCAGAUACAACCCUUAAGACAUGGGAUGCUUUUUCCACUGGAACAUGUACUAGGACGCUCCGCCAACACUCAGAUUAUGUUACUUGCCUUGCAGCAUCUGAAAAAAAUAGCAAUAUUGUUGCCUCUGGUGGCCUCGGUGGAGAGGUUUUCGUAUGGGAUCUUGAAGCUGCACAUGCUUCAGCUGCAAAGUGCAUUGAUGCUACGGAUGAUGAUACUUCAAAUGGUAUCAAUGGUUCUGGGAACUCAUUACCAUUGACUAGCUUGCGUAGCAUCAGCUCAAGUAACAGUAUAUCUGUGCACACUACUCAAAAUCAAGGAUACAUUCCAAUUGCUGCUAAAGGCCAUAAGGAAUCUGUUUAUGCAUUGGCAAUGAAUGAAGGUGGAACACUUCUUGUCUCUGGUGGUACAGAAAAGGUUGUGCGUGUUUGGGAUCCAAGAUCUGGAUCAAAGACUAUGAAACUAAAAGGGCAUACGGAUAACAUCAGGGCUUUGCUUCUGGAUUCUACUGGCAGGUUUUGUUUAUCAGGAUCUUCAGACUCCAUGAUAAGGCUUUGGGAUCUUGGUCAGCAACGUUGCUUGCAUUCUUAUGCAGUUCACACAGAUUCUGUGUGGGCUCUUGCUAGCACUUCAACAUUUAGUCAUGUUUAUAGUGGUGGUAGAGACUUCUCACAGGUUAUUUUUGUGCAUAUGGCAGGUGGUGGGGCUAUCCUCCAUGAUGGUGGUGUGACAUUCUUAUGUUACCAUACGGUUUGCAUGCAUCAGGUGGAGUAAUUUUUGGAUGUUGAGUUGACUUCUAGAGAGGAUUUGUUUGGAAUCCAAGUUGGGAACUUUGCAUCCACGAUGAGAGGGCUUUUUGAAGAUUUCAAGUGAUGAAUAAUAUCAAGCAGAUCUGGAUUGGCAGCACUUUGGCUAGCUUAUUGUGCUAUGUUUUCUUUUAGACCUCCUUGGAAGUUCCGCUUUGAUCCUAGCGAGGGGUACUCUUUUUCCUUACUAGGUUUUCCCAUUGGGGUUUUUCCUAGUAAGAUUUUAAUGAGACUUCUCUCCUUGAUCUUGCUUCCAAGGUGGGGGUGUGGGUGGGUUCUUUUUGAGCAUUAGUUUGGCUCCUUUGAUACUACUAUUUUUUUUUUCUUUACCUGUAUUUUCUUGUAUUGGGUUGAAGUACCCCUUGUACUUCUCUUCAAUAUAUAUAGUCCAUUGCUUAUAAAAAAAAAUAUAUACAUUAUACAUGACAAAACAGCUCCAAAAAAUAAAAUAAGACUACUUUAAUAAGGGAUGCCCACUUUCCCCUCCCAUAUUCCCAUUGAAUCAUUUGCAGUUAGGAAAUGUAAAAUCAGAUAGGAGAUCAAGAUGUUGUCAAUGGAUACUAUAGUAAUUUUUUUACAGGUGACUUUUACUUGGUUAUUCCAGUGCCCACCUUUCAAAGGAAACACAAAAAGCAAUAAUGUUAAAGGAAACCCUAACCUUCACCAUGAACCUCGAUCACAGUCACCCACCUACGAUCUAGAGUCACACGGGGAAUACCUUCAAGUCGGGCGAACCAUAUUACCCUAGGAGUUUGAUGGAGGUUUCGCUCAUUUGCUUCAAAUCGGGCAGAUCCGGUUCGAUCUUCCAGGUCACGACCCAAUGAAAAACCGCCACUAAUUACAUAACCGCCAGAGAAUAAAUUUUACAUAACGUUGUCGAUAUAAACCUUACAGUAUCAUCCUUUUAAGUGGCGGUCAAAAUCAACCGUCGCUAGACUACCGUCGCACUAAAUCCAAAUUCUCGAAUUUUACAUUACUUUUAUUUUUAUCGGCAAAUGUUAAUGGUUAGUAAAUUAGUCCUCCACAGGGUUCGAAUAUUACAUUACUUUAUUAUUCAAUAGGUUACAGGUGAAAAAGUUUUAAUAUAACUUUUUUUCUAUUAGCAUUUUUAAGAUGGUACUAAAGAUCAUUAGUAAAAAAAAUACAUAAAUAUAUGGAAUGGGCCGGGGUCAAAUGAUUUAUUUAAAAUAUCCAAUACCCAAUUUUCACACCAACUUAAUAUUUUUUAUUGAUACAAUUAAAAUAUUGGUACGCGUACGACUCUUUGUUUCCUGCAUGGGACAAGUUCCUUAUCAUUUUUGAAUAAUCCAAACUCAAAUUUGACUUUUCAAAUAAUAGAAAAUCGAUGAUACGUACCAUUACCAUGCAUGUUGUAGUAUCACACACACUAAAAUAGCCAAAUUAUAUGGACACGGUUCUUACAAGCCACCAAAAAUUAAUAAACCAAAUUUCAAGCCAGCAAUACUAGUUAACAAACCACCGGUUUACAAGCCAACUCUUGGAUUAAGACCUUACACUCCAACUAGUAUAAAAAUCGAUGAUACCAUGUAUUUAGUAGUAUCACUCACCUUCACUAAAGGCAUGACUUCUUAUAAUUUCUUAUUCUUUCUAGUUGUGUUCUUUGCAGCUUUGAUGCUUGUCCCUCAAGCGCUUCUUGUUGAAGCGGUUAACAAGCCAUUGCCGGUCACCACGCCACAUCGGGUUUACUGGCCACCACCAUUGCCGGUCACCACGCCACAUGGAGUUUACUGGCCACCACCAUUGCCACCACCAACAGAAUAUCAAAGAUACUCUCCUUCAGUAAAAGAGGUUAACAAGCCAUUGUCGGUUGCCACGCAACUUCGGAGACAAAGGCCACCGCCAGUGUCAUGGCUGCCACUACAAAAUUAUCGAAAGUACCAUCCUUCAAUAGAAGAGGUUAACGAGCCAUUGUCGGUAACAACGCCACAUCAUGUUUAUUGGCCACCAUCACCAUUGCUGCCACCAAUACAUUCUCGAAGGUACCAUCCUUCAAUAGAAGAUGUUAACAAGCCAUUGCCAGUCGCCAUGCCACAUCGGAGAAUUUGGUCACCACCACCAAUACAUGAAGAUGCAACGAGCUUGAAUUGACAUGCUAUUUAUGUAUAAUUACUAAAUAAGAUCAGCUAGGUUUCGUAUGCUGUGACACAACUAAAAAUGUGUUUAUUUUCCGCGCAUUUUUUCUGAAUUUUAUUUCGCAGAAAUUUCCUGCGAAAUGUUUUGCGAUUUAGUUGUUGUUUCAUGCGAAUAUAUUUCUAAAGAAAUAUUUGCAAAUAAUAUAAAAUUUUCUUGCAAAA